Molecule: messenger RNA, 177 nt
Organism: Sphaeroforma arctica JP610
Lineage: Eukaryota; Ichthyosporea; Ichthyophonida
Exons: 2
Coding region: 1-177 (58 amino acids)
Source: RefSeq, a predicted model, not a curated record
AUGUUCAGAAACUAUGCGCUGUCGAGGCGGGUGACAUUGGCCGGCAUCGCUAAAGGAUCGCGCCACAUCAGAAAUCUGGCCACAAUUGAUCAGCGUGCCAGUAUCAUCCGUACAGAAGUGGACAAGCACGACGAAAAUUAUAAGUUCAAGAUGCUGAACAAUGCUCAUGGUUUCUGA